CGCGCGCCGUCAGUUGCUUCUGGGCGGCGGCGGAGACGGACGGGCGCGGGGAGGUGGCCAUGGCGACGACGACGGGUGUCCCCGAGCGGCUGGGCUGGCCGCUGCUCCUGCUGCUGGGGCUUACGGGCCCGGCGGUGACGCUGGCCGGGUACAUCGAGGCCCUUGCCGCCAAUGCUGGCACGGGGUUUGCUGUAGCCGAGCCCCAGGUUGCCAUGUUCUGCGGAAAGCUGAACAUGCACGUGAACAUCCAGACCGGGAAAUGGGAGCCUGAUCCUUCUGGGACCAAGAGCUGCUUUGGGAGGAAAGAGGAGAUCCUGCAAUACUGUCAGGAGAUCUAUCCGGAGCUUCAGAUAACAAACGUGGUCGAUGCCAACCAACCAGUCAGCAUUGAAAACUGGUGUAAAAAGGGCAAGAAGCAGUGCAAAGGCCAUACCCACAUUGUCGUCCCCUUUAAGUGUCUGGUGGGUGAGUUUGUCAGCGACGUCCUCCUUGUCCCAGAGAAGUGCAGAUUCUUCCACAGGGAACGGAUGGAUGUGUGCAAAAGUCACCAGUACUGGCACACUGUAGCCAAAGAGGCAUGCUUGACCGAGGGGACGAUCUUGCACAGCUAUGGCAUGCUGCUUCCUUGUGGAGUAGACCAGUUCCAUGGCACGGAGUAUGUGUGCUGUCCUCAGGCCAAAAUUGUUGAUGAAGCCCUUUCCAAAGAGGAGGAGGAAGAAGAGGAGGAUGAAGAUGAAGACUACGACAGUUACAAAAGUGAAUUCCCUACAGAGGCAGACAUAGAAGAUUUCACAGCAGCAAUAGUGGAGAUGGAUGAGGACGAAGAGGAGGAGCAAGAGGAAGAUGAGGAAGAAAUGGUGGUCGACCGGGACUACUAUUAUGAUGGCUACAAAGAUUACAAUGAAGAGCCUCCAACUGAGCCAGGCAAGGACAAAUCUCUCUCUGAGAAGGAAGUAAUGAAUGACGUGAAAGCUGUCUGCUCCCAGGAGGCGAUGACAGGGCCCUGCCGGGCUGUGGUGCCUCGGUGGUACUUCGACAUGUACAAGAAAAAGUGCAUUCCCUUCAUAUAUGGAGGCUGCGGAGGCAACAGGAACAAUUUUGAGUCAGAGGACUAUUGUAUGGCUGUGUGUAAAAAGAUGAUUCCUCCGACUCCCGUCCCGACCGAUGAUGUGGACGUUUACUUUGAAACUCCAGCCGACGACAAUGAGCAUGCCCGGUUCCAGAAAGCCAAAGAGCAGCUGGAGGUUCGGCAUCAUAACCGCAUGGACCGGGUGAAGAAGGAAUGGGAGGAAGCAGAGCGUCAGACUAAGAAUCUCCCCAAGGCGGAGAGGCAAACGCUCGUUCAGCGGUUCCAGGCCAUGGUGAAAUCGCUCGAGAAAGAAGCAGCCGGCGAGAAGCAGCAGCUUGUGGAGACUCACCUCGCUCGCGUCGAAGCCAUGCUGGACGACCGACGUCGCAUCGCUCUGGAAAACUACCUCGUUGCCCUGCAGACAGACCCUCCACGGCCCCACCGUAUCCUCCAAGCCCUGAAGCGUUACGUCCGGGCCGAGAACAAAGACCGUCUGCAUACGAUCCGCCAUUACCAGCACGUUUUGGCUGUCGACCCAGAAAAGGCUGCACAGAUGAAAUCGCAGGUGAUGACACAUCUCCAUGUGAUUGAGGAGAGGAUGAAUCAAAGUCUGUCGCUGCUCUACAAGGUACCAUAUGUGGCUGAAGAAAUCCAGAGUGAGAUUGAUGAGCUGCUUGAAGAGCAGCGGGCUGACAUGGACCAGUUUCUGUCUUCCAUCUCAGAAUCCCAGGUGGAUGUCCGUGUAAGUUCUGAAGAAAGCGAAGAGGUUCCCCUCUUUGAUGGGAAACCAUUCCGUCCAUUCCAGGUGAAAACCUUCCCAGCUUCCCCAGAAAAUGAAGAUUCUCAGACGGAUUUGUACCAUCCAAUGAAAAAAGGGUCUGGCAUGUCUGGCCUUGAAGGACUGAUUGGAGCAGAAGAGAAAGUGAUCAACAGCAAGAACAAGCUGGAUGAGAGUGUGGUAAUUGAUGAAACCCUUGAUGUGAAGGAAAUGAUUUUCAAGCCCGAGCGAGUCGGCGGACUGGCGGAUGAGCCGGAAACGGACAACUCCCUGCGUGAGGACUUCAGUUUCAGCAGCAGUGCUCUCAUUGGCCUCCUGGUGAUCGCGGUAGCCAUAGCCACCGUCAUCGUCAUCAGCUUGGUGAUGCUGAGGAAGAGGCAGUAUGGCACCAUCAGCCAUGGAAUCGUAGAGGUUGACCCAAUGCUCACCCCGGAGGAACGCCAUCUGAACAAGAUGCAGAACCAUGGCUAUGAGAACCCAACAUACAAAUACCUGGAGCAGAUGCAGAUUUAAAGGGAUGUUUCAACUGCAGCAAAGAGGCUGUAGGGAGGGCCAAAGCGGUCCAGUCUUUUGGAUCAACUACUGACCAACCGUUGCUUGAAGAGGACUUCAUCUUUACAUUCAGAACUCCUGGAUCAUUAAGACUUAAUUACUACUGUAGAGUUGCAAUUUCCAUUCUUUUAAAUGGGCGAGGAAAUGGUAAUAUAACAAUAUAUGAUAUAUAAACCUUAAAUGGGGAAAUGGAUCUAUUGCAGAUAUUUGAGAUGUAGUUUUUUUUUCUUUUUUAAGAAACUUAAUCUAAAGAGGAAAAUCCCAGUGCUGUUGUAUUGUCUGAUAAGCUCUCUGUAUAAAUGAGAAAUUUCGUUUUAUUUCUGAUACACCACUUGUAUAUUCAAGGUCAUUUGUACCAGCCACACUGUAUAAACAAGACACUUGUGGCUCUUUGGUCAUUCUGGCUUUUAUAUAUAAAACCAGUAUUGCUUUUUUUUUUUAGUGAUCUAGUUUUUCCCGAAAUUGCAAGAUGACAAAUUGGUGUUAGGGUUUUUGGGGAGAAACAUAACGAAAGCAAAUCAAUAACAAUCACUGAAAUCUUGUAGAAGUUCUCCAGCGCCAGUGCCCUGUGCAUCUCUGCUGCUAUGUGGCUUGGUUUUCAGAAAUCUGGAUCCUCUGGAACAGAGUGGGGGAAACAGUUUCUGCCAUUUUAGGGGCUUUCUAGUGGAGUAUGCGGGUGUGGCUUGUGCAUCUUGGGAUUGCGCAAACCUGCCUUGCUUUCUGAACCCAGUCCUGCUGUAGACCUGGAAGUCUAAGUUCAAAAAUUCAACCCCUUCCAGCCAGCCUCCUUUUUAGCACCUUGCUCGAGUGUAAGUGCACCCCCUUUUUGAUCACGUGCACCCAAGACCCCUCUCUUCAGGGUAAACCAUGAUCAUUGACAGAACCAAAACCACUAACUUGCUUAGGAAUAACAUAACAUUUGGAGAGGCAAGAAAUUGUUGCAGUUCUGUUCUCCAUUUCAGGUGGGGUCUUGUCGAUGAUGCCCAAGUUACAGAGAAGGGAAGGGAAGGGAAUUGGGGGCACGGAAGAGUCGCGGGGAUUGUUCCAUCACCAUCAUGUCUUUGUAAUGCUUGUAUAGUUGGUGUUAAUGCUCACCGCUUUUUUAAAUUCUGGAGGUUCUGGUAACCUGUGGUGUAUCCUCCCCCCCCCCCCAUUUUCUUGUGACUUGUUUCUUUCUCCCCCACCCUUUUCCAUGUCUCUUCCCACUAUGCACAGAUUUACUUAACCUGCAAACUCCUUAGUGUGGUCUGUGGGGAAUGUAAAAAAAGUUGAACACACAUCAAUAAACACUUUAACUUCCA
Hemicordylus capensis (graceful crag lizard) is the source of this 3700-nucleotide messenger RNA. It is a transcript of the gene APLP2, whose product is annotated as amyloid beta precursor like protein 2. Gene Ontology annotation, biological process: axonogenesis; central nervous system development. The record is from RefSeq and is a predicted model, not a curated record. The coding region runs from base 60 to 2360 and encodes 766 amino acids. Gene Ontology annotation, cellular component: membrane. Lineage: Eukaryota; Metazoa; Chordata; Lepidosauria; Squamata; Cordylidae. Gene Ontology annotation, molecular function: heparin binding; serine-type endopeptidase inhibitor activity; transition metal ion binding. The transcript is spliced from 18 exons.